Messenger RNA from Chiloscyllium plagiosum (whitespotted bambooshark), 2673 nucleotides. RefSeq lists its product as uncharacterized. Gene Ontology annotation, molecular function: clathrin binding. The record is from RefSeq and is a predicted model, not a curated record. Gene Ontology annotation, biological process: intracellular transport. Lineage: Eukaryota; Metazoa; Chordata; Chondrichthyes; Orectolobiformes; Hemiscylliidae. Gene Ontology annotation, cellular component: AP-1 adaptor complex; trans-Golgi network membrane.
CUGGUUACUGGGGCUCUGGGCUACAGUCUGAGCCUGGUUACUGGGGCUCUGGGUUACAGUCUGACCCUCGUUACUGGGGCUCUGAGCUACAGUCUGACCCUGGUUACUGAGGCAGUCAGCGUCAGUCUGAGCCUGGUUACCGGGGCUGUCAGGAACGGUAGCCGCCAGGUCACAGGUACCAAGCAGCUGGAUCGCAGCUUUCGGAUUCCAUUCUGCUGGUCUCUGGGGUUUGUAGCUCUUUCCACCCCCGCCGUUGAAUGCCUUUUCGAGCUGACUGAUCCACCGACUCCGCCCGUUCUCGGACGGCAGUUCCUGGGCUGGACUCUGAUGAAAUCGGGGACUGUGGUUGGAUUGGACCUCUCUCUUGAGGUGUGUAUUAACACUCUUGCUGGAGUUAAAAGAGCAGUUUGGAGAAGUGUUAUAACUGGACGUGACAUCGGCAAAGUCUCUCACUGAUUUAUAUUAGGCAAACCCCCAGGCUGAAGGAGAUAAUGGGCACAAGUGUUGAAGGUCAUCUGAAAGCAACACUAGUCUUGCUGGGAAAACAGCUUCAUCUAUAAAACCAUAAACUGCAAAAAGAUAGCAAGUAUAUGUUUACACUUUCAUAAGCAUAGUGUGCAAAUUAAUAGAUCUUUGUAUGCAAACUGCAACAGAGUACAGUAAACAAAAACUGGCUGGUGUGUUUCUUUUUCAAAGCCAUUUCAUCAGUAAUGUUUUAAACUGAGACACACAUACAAGCUUGAAACAGAAGUCAUUAACGGAAGUAAAUUUUCAUUAUUAAUACCCAUUGGAGCUACAGGUAUUCUGAAUUUCUUUUGUAUGAGAACUACUUACUAGUACAGUCAUUAACUAUGUGCUGUCAACAUGAUAACUGUUGUUAUAGAUUGUCAAGAAAUAUCAGCAGCUGUACAUUUGCAACAGGAUGAAGAAAGCGACAAUACAAACAACUUUCUCCAGAACAUGGCAGAAUGCUUCAUGGAACUAAAUGGCAAUAUGGAAAUCUCUGUUCCUUUUGAUGAUUGUGGAUUAGGUGUCAGUAAUUCUUCUCUGAGCCAAAAUUGUAUAGAGGAACAGGAUCUUUGCAAAGUUCUUGAAAACCAAAGAGACACCACAACUGUACUGAGCACUGAAAAGGCUAUCAGUUCAGAAGCGUUAGAUCCCAAUGCUUCAACUAAUGACAGCACAACAGGCUGUAUGGAGGAUCCUGUUGGCAACAUGAAACAUAUCUUAAAUGGAGCUGAUUUAAUGGGGAUGAGAAAGGAUACAUUGCUUAAUGCCUCAACAAGUAAAACAUUGUGCUCAUCUAAAGGUGAAGAAAACAGUGAAUUAUGGAGUGACUUUGCAGGUUACUGUAAAACAUCUGUUGUACAGCAGCAGUUAUUUGGUACUUUUCAUGAAUUGUCUUUGAGGGAAAAAGAUGAUUCUGCUGAGAAGAGUUUUCAGCAUUCCAAAAUUCCUAAUGGUUACUUCACAAAUCAUCAUUUUCCAAUCCAUCAUCACAAUCCUACAAAUAACAAAUGUGAUAAUGAAUUGCAAACCUCUGUCUCCACUAUUAAUGCUUGUGCUCCAAUGUGCACGAUGUUAAAAUUAAAUUCUUCUGUGAAUACUGAGGAAGAUUUACUUGGAUGCAGCAAUCCAGAACCACCUGCAGUUUUUGUUGAUAACAAUUUUGCAGAUUCUGCAGUAAAUAGGACAUUUGGAAGUGAUGGACAAUUAGUCAAUGACACAAUUCAGAUUAUUAACUACAAGGAAACUGAAUUUUCAGGCCUUGGCUCAGCUGGAGCAUUGUGCCCUGUGAAUCCUCCAUUUUCAGAAAACCAGGCGAUCCUAUCUGCAAGUUCAGCUCUGAAGGCUGAUACAAGGAGUCUCUUGGAAAACAUUCUUCAGAAUUCCUUCCCGUCUGAACCCAUUAAAUGUUCCUUUGAAGACAUCCCAACACUUGAGAAGGUUCUCAAGAUAAAUGGAGAAGAAAAUGAUGCUUAUAAAGCAAACACAUUAACCAGUCUUGAAUUUCCAAGGAUGUGGGAAGAUGUUCAAGAUUUAAAUAGUUUGUCCUUAAGGUUUUGUUGGAAUGUAUCUCACAGUCGAGAGAAGCUCCUGUCUACACUUGAAAUUGACCAAAAUCAAAAGGACAUUGGACAAAGUGACCUCCAGUUUCUGGAGGAUACAAUGGCCUGCAGUUCAGACCUGGAGAAGACUGGUGAAUUACCAGAAGUUACUACAGUUUCUGAAAACGGCACCAAAGCACUAAUCCAAACCAGGAUCCCUGUAAGCGCUUUUCCAAGAACCGGCCGAAGUUUGACUCAUCGACUUGAGAGUGUAGUUAUCCAGUGGUUACAUUUAAAUGGAAAUAGAGUCCGAGAGGUGCCAAGGAUCAAGAAAAGUUAAUUAUUUCUGUAAUACAAAAUUUAAAAUGUUAACAUUUUGUACUUUACCUCUUUUUCCCUAACACCAAUUUAUUUCAAACUGUCCAUCCAAAUUUUUAACUUUUAUGUUAUGGUCAUUUUAGAAUAUUUAGCAUUUCAAAAUGUAUUGCAAUUUGGUUACAGCAUGAGUAUUAAAGCAAAUAUAAUUUAACAGUUUGACUAAAGGUAUAUUUAAUUAUAGAGUCAUAGAGAUGUACAGCACAGUCCAACUCAUCCAUGCCAACUAGAUAACCUAAUCUAGUCCCAU